UCAUCAAUUGUACGCUUGUCGCCGUCUUUUGCGCACAUCCACUAGCGUUUAUCCGUGGCCAUGUAUCAGCAAUACCGCUGUCGCAUCAUUCAGAAAAGCAACUCGCACCGGCACACAGAAGGGAUUGACGCAUACGGAAAAGCAAAGGGAUGUGCCACUUGGCCAUGCAGCUGCCAGACGAAACAAACAAAUCGGAAGCAGGCACUCCAUCCCGACGUCGACUUGUGCGUGUGUGCACGCAGCAACGUUGUCACAGCUGUGUCGAGGGCAGGGAGGGCAGGCAACACUUGCCCUUGUGUCUGAGUUGCUUCACCGCCUUCCGGAAUGAUGCAAGUCGCUUUUCCUGGUCAAACUCCCACUCGAGUCUCGUCUGCCAUGAGCACAGGCAGCAGACGAAGCAGGCAGGCAGGCAGACAGGCACAAGAGACAAAACGAGGAUAAGGUGACGCCGUGAUUUCAGGGUGCACUGCACGUACUGUACUCACCACGGGGGUCUCCACGCACUCGAGGGCCGAACUGCCGCAGUCACCUUUGUCGAUGUUGCACUCUGCAGCCAUGCAACACCCGCGCAUAGAUGCACAUAUGACCACCGCAGCCGUGUCUCUCACCUUUGCCCAGGUUGUCUGUAAUUCGCUUGAGCCUCUUCUUCUUCUUCUCUUCGGCCUUCCUCCGCGCCUUGUCGCCUUCGAUCUCGUCCAGGUCAAUCUCGUCCAGUUUUUCAAUGAAGGUGUAGCAGUCGGGCAGCUCAAGAUCCUCGCUCACACGCACAUUAAAAAGGCCACUAAAGCCCUUGCUCGUCGCGAUAAUGUCGGCGGCCUCCUUGCUGUUCAACACUUCCUCGUGCUCCUCGUUUUGUGCCUCCAAUUGCUCCGUGAGGCCUGCGAGGUAUUCAUCUUCAAUGUGCUUCUUUGCCGCUUCCAGCCUCGCUUUCUGCAGAGACACACAAAAACAGUACCGGUAAGAGAAGGGGGAAGGCGUUGCAAUGCAUCCACGGUCACUUACGUAGGCCUCCAUGUCGUCAAGUUCUUUCUUGAGUGUAUCCUGCUCUGCCUUGACGCGUUGCUCAGACGCAGAGGUCUCGUCGUUGUGGAGGGCCAGUGCCAUCGCUGCUUGAGCCACGCUGUCCUGCGCUUGCUUCUGCAUCUGGUUCACGUGGCUCUCGACAAGCGCAGGAUCGACCUGCAUUCAAUGAUUGAUUGACCAGUCAUGUGCAAAUGCACCUUAGCUGUUUGUUCCUUGAUUACAUGCUCGAAGGGAAGGGGAGACGCCGGAUAGACCUCGAUGUUUCGCAGUCGUUUUUGGUGCGGGAUGGCGUUCUCGAGCAGCCAUUGUUUGUCCCGCAGAUCAGCGGCUCGCUGCCAGGCCAUCCACCAGUGACAAAAUGCUGAUUCCAGUGUAUUUUCUGACCUUGAGGUUCUCUUUUUCAUGGUGGGACAGUUCGUGUUUGAGUUCCUGGAUCUUGAAUGCUGCCUUGGAUGUCCGUUUCUGGAUCCGAAGCAUUACACGCUUUGCCUUCUUCUGCUCGGCAUCCAGCCGCUGCAUAUUUAUCACCCAAACAUCAGAGAGGUUCGUGGUAAGAUGAGGGAAUGAAGGCACAGUGCAUUCAUUCACGCGGCGCGUGUUUUCCUACUUGCAUGCUCGCUCGGAGGAGCCUUGAUUGGGUGUCGAGGGACUGAUGUGGCAGGCUCCAGGCUUCUCGUCGUUGCAGACGGUCUUUAGCCACUGGGGCGCAUUGCAAUCGCCCAAGGUGAGCCCCGCGUCGAUGAAAC
This is a messenger RNA of Vitrella brassicaformis, 1769 nucleotides long. NCBI's taxonomy places the organism in Eukaryota, Vitrellaceae. The record is from the annotation of a GenBank genome assembly.